AUAAAAAACGGAUUACCAAUUAUUAGUCGACUCAAAAUUUGAAAAAAUGACUAUUUUAACAAAACCAUCGAAUGAAAAAACGGCUGAAAAGGUUCCUCUACCAUUGACGUUGGGUGGACACGAUAAUGCACCAUCAUUCCGAGGAGGCGUGACACCUGAAACUCUUUUGAGCCAAUCGCCCUACCAUCGAUACGUUGAUGGCGAACCUAUGAUUUGCAAUCGCCCGCCUGGAUCGUGCAGGAAGUCAGUGUUGUUAUUCCUCAUCACUGUUGUGGUCAUUGUGAUCGGCCUUCUUGGCGGAUACACCCUGUAUCGCACAUAUUCAUCUACUGGUUCGAAUAUACACUACCGUGCACUUUGCCACAUUCCAUACGUGGCGACUGGCAAUAAAAGUGUGCAACGUCUCUACGAACAAAACAAUGAGCUGGACCGGUAUAAUCUGUUCUCACGCCUUACAAACUUCAAUGGUUAUAAGGCUUUGGAUGAUGAUUACUUCCGUGAAGAAAUCGAGUUGGAUAUGAGCGAUAAUGAAAGCUACGCUAAGAUUGAUGUGCCUGAUUUUAAGGGAGGACGGCGGGGACGUUUUAUGCACGAUUUCAAGGAGAAUCAGUCGGCGAUCAUUGAUACUGCAGCAAACCGUUGUUUCGUUAUGCCACUGGAUCGUGACACAACACUACCACCAGAGAGUUUCCUUGAUUUGGUACAAAAGAUGGGUGCGGGCUAUUACAACAUAGACACUAAUCGCGUUCGUCGCAACAUGCAUGUUGUCACGCCGCCUAUUACUGAUCUCUCAAUGAUCUCUGAGCGAAUCGUUAACGAAUGUGACCACAUGAAAGUCUAUAUGCUUGAGAAUUACGUUCCCAGAGUAUUCAAGCGCGAUGUUAAAACCCUGGCGGAUUCCGGCAAGUUCACGGCAUUCAUGGGGAAAGGUGUCGUAGAACUCAAUUUGAUAAAUAUAUGUGAUAUAGAACAGUUUGAAAAGAAGCAACAGUAAUUGGCGAUUUCAGAGAUUGCAGGCAUAGCUUGUUGUUUAGUUUAUGAUAGUAAAACUUGAUAUUAAUGCAUUUACUAUUUAGCCUAUUUAAGACGAGAUCAAUUUUUUUCAUAGGCUUGCAUAAUCCAAGACGUGAUGCAAUAACUACCUUUUUUUAGAAAGCCGUGAGUGAAAAAUAUUCGAAGUCCUCAUAAAUUUAACUGUAUUGUUCGUGGCUUUUCUUAUUGUACCCAGUUGUAUUUUGAAAAUAAAUUUUAAAUGGCAAUCAAAACUUAAAAAAAUUCGUUAUCAAAUUUGAACCACAAACAUGGUCCAAAUCUGCAAAUACUAGUUAUUGUCCAUACAGAACCAUUGUGAUCCUAAACUAAAAUGGAUUAUGGCUACGGUGACCAUUUUAACCAACG
This is a messenger RNA of Rhagoletis zephyria (snowberry fruit fly), 1398 nucleotides long. RefSeq names its product integral membrane protein 2B-like. Gene Ontology annotation, cellular component: Golgi apparatus; extracellular exosome; plasma membrane. Gene Ontology annotation, biological process: negative regulation of amyloid precursor protein biosynthetic process. NCBI's taxonomy places the organism in Eukaryota, Metazoa, Arthropoda, Insecta, Diptera, Tephritidae. Gene Ontology annotation, molecular function: amyloid-beta binding. The record is from RefSeq and is a predicted model, not a curated record.